GUUCGUGUAAUAUCGCAUACGAUCGUGAGUCGUGAAAGUUCGGUCAACAUCGUGCGGUAACCGAAACAUAUGUUGGUCGUGAGAACUCGAGUAAAAUCGUACGGGGAAAGAAUCAUAGCAGUCUUGCCAUCGACCUUUAAGAAUUUUAGAGUGGCAAUCGAUACCCGUAAUGAACUGACCACUCCGGAAAAUUUACGUACGAAGAUUGUUGAGGAAUACGAGGCGCGAAAUGCAGUGUCAAACUCGAGUCAAGGUGCAAUGUACGCGAAGAAGAAGUUCGUGAAAAAGAAAUGGUGUAACGAGUCUCAUAACAAAAACGAAUCGAACAAGGAAGAUCGAACUCCGGAAAAAUCGCGCGGGAUAAAGUGUUACAAGUGUCACGAAAGGGGACACAAAGCCUUGGAGUGCAAAAACAAGAAAUCAGUGAUUCAGGACGAAUGUCAAGCUGCGAAUAAUGCCGUGAAAGAACUCUGGUGUAUUGACAGCGGGUGCACAUCGCACAUUUGUGGCGAUUUAAGCGCGUUUACAAAAAUUGAUAACGUUGAAUCGAGUAAACUGAAAUUGGCGAGUGAAGCGACAGCAAAUAUUUUGCAUAAAGGAAUGGUCGAGUUCGUGACAAAUCUCAACGGAAAAAAGUGUAAUAUGAAUUUGAGUGACACAUUACAUGUUCCCGAAGUGCGAACAAAUUCAUUUCCGUAACGAA
This is a messenger RNA of Leptopilina heterotoma, 703 nucleotides long. RefSeq lists its product as uncharacterized. Gene Ontology annotation, molecular function: zinc ion binding; nucleic acid binding. NCBI's taxonomy places the organism in Eukaryota, Metazoa, Arthropoda, Insecta, Hymenoptera, Figitidae. The transcript has 3 exons. The coding region runs from base 70 to 699 and encodes 209 amino acids. The record is from RefSeq and is a predicted model, not a curated record.